GUCACGCUUGUCUGCAGUGGCAUCAAUGCGUUGUGCCUUGUUAAUCCUGCUAGCCAACUUCGCGUUCUUUAGGUUAUUCCUCAGCAAUACUCGGCCUUGGAAUACACACUGCCCAGAUAUAGCUUCUCUCCAUCCUCAAUCAAAGAUUGUUCUAGAUGGAGGGCGCUACUCGGCUAGAGUACGGAAAGAUGGCGGAUUUACCUUUUUUAACGUCGAACCUGGUGCCUAUCUCCUUGAAGUGCUGGCUAGGGAUCAUGUCUUCGACCAGCUGCGGGUUGACACCCUUGACGAGUCGUUAUUGUCGCAAGAUUUGGGGACUACACCUGCGGAGGACAAUCUUCCUGCGCCUUCAAGUGUCCAAGUACGACCGUUUCUCCCUGGGACCCCAUUUUCUCCCUCUCCGCUACAUCAUCCUCUGGCAUACCCAAUCCUGCUGGUCCCGCUCCAACGCAAAGAAUAUGUCGCGCUUCCGGAUGGCUUUGAUGUGAUGUCAAUGCUGAACAAUCCGAUGGCAAUGAUGAUGAUUUUCGCUUGUAUCACACUGUUCAUUCUUCCAAAGGCCAUGCAAAACAUGGAUCCCGAAAUGCUGAAGGAGAUGUCUGAGAGACACGGUCGUAUCAUGAAAAUACAAAGCGACUUACACCAGGGAGACUUCAGCGGGAUUACUUCUGGUGUUAUGGAGGAUGUUAAUAGAGGGGCGGCAAAGACGGACGAGCGCCGCCUGCCUCCCAAGAAAGCAAACCCAGCACCCGUAACCUCUUCAACUGCCUCCAGCAAGAAGCAAACAUCGGAACGGAGGCGAUGAGGAUACACUUGUUUUUCUGCUCGUCGGUAACCUCGUUGUUGUUGCAUCCACACAAGGGAUUUGGCUGCUAAUUCUAUUAUCCUGCUUGAAAAUCAUAUCCCUUGUGUCCAUUUCCGACUGCUGUGCUUUGGUCCCCCUUCUCCCUCAUCGGUCGCGCGGAGUCUGAAAUUCUCGACAUC
Molecule: messenger RNA, 984 nt
Organism: Cantharellus anzutake
Lineage: Eukaryota; Fungi; Basidiomycota; Agaricomycetes; Cantharellales; Hydnaceae
Exons: 9
Coding region: 26-805 (259 amino acids)
Cellular component (GO): EMC complex
Source: RefSeq, a predicted model, not a curated record